GGUCUAGACACAGUGAACCACUUUUCAUUGCUUUCGUGACUAGUGGAUAAUGGAAUCCUUUACACUUUUGGUCUACCAUGUGUAUUUCUGGCAGUGCUAGGACUUUUUCAGCAACCAUAAAAAUAUAAGCAAUUAAAACACAAGAAUUCCUCGUGAUGUGUAAAGCUAGAUGUCAAGUAUGUCUGGUUGAGAGACUACACAAGACGAUAAGGUCACGAGAGAAGAUGUGCUGACAAAACAAGGAAUUAAAAAAGUUGUCCAGAUAACAACAGUGGACACGCCUGACAUCAGACUAUCACACAGCAUACCGGGUAUCAACCUGUAGACAAAUAUUUAAAUCAGAGAGGAUGUGGCGGUGUGCAUGGCUUAUGGUGUUCUGACAGCCACAGCAGCGGUCCACGACUACAGAACCAAAGUUAAGCGCGAACUAAGACGACAGGCGAGAAUCUGUGGUGAGAACCAGUUCUUGUGCACUUCCGGUGAGUGCAUUCUAUCGGAGUGGACGUGCGACACACAAGCCGACUGUGCUGACGGGUCUGAUGAGCAGGAAUGUGAGUGCAGGUGUCGAGGCGAGAACAGGUAUCAGUGUCACAACGGUAAAUGCGUGCCUGCCGCCUUCGUCUGCGACGUGGACGACGACUGCGGCGAUAACAGUGACGAAAUCGACUGCCACUACGUCACGUGCCGGCCCGAACAGGUGCAGUGCGACAACUUCAAGUGCAUCAAUCCGUGGGACCUGUGCGAUGGUGUUGACGACUGUCGUAAUGGAUGGGACGAGAGAGACUGCGGCGGCUGCAGACCUUGGCAGGUGGCCUGCGGCAACUCCGUGUGCAUCGACCCCACGUGGAUGUGUGACGGCGACGACGACUGCGGCGAUGGAUGGGACGAGAGUGACUGCGCCACCUGCAGAGAGGAGUACAUCCUGUGCGGUACUGGCACCCGCUGCAUCCCUGCUACCUGGAGGUGUGACGGGUGGCCUGACUGUGCAGAUGGAAGUGACGAACACGGUGUGUGUGUAACACCACCACUCACUUCCUGUGUAACAACGGCCAGUGCGUCCGCAUGGACUUCCGGUGUGACGAUGGCGACGAUUGCGAGGACGCGUCUGAUGAAAUGGACUGUCCUACUCUGCACCCAAGCGUGUGCAACGACCGAAUGACUAUGCGAGGGUGCGUGCUGAUGAACGACACGUCGACCCCCAUCUGUCUCGACGACGACCUCGGCUUCAAACUCUGCCGCAAGUUCUGUGACCUUUGCUCUCCUGAUGAAUAAAACUGACAGCCCAUUAAACUCCAUGAUCGAGACUGAGUGAAUUUUUUUUUUUUGGCAAAGUCGGUCUGGAAAAUGUUCACCGCUGUCUCAAACAUUCUCAGACGAGUGGAAGGGAUAGGCGUCCUGGCGUCCCUAGUCACGUGAUUGCGAAUAAAACCGGUUUCUUUCUUAA
Pomacea canaliculata is the source of this 1444-nucleotide messenger RNA. RefSeq names its product very low-density lipoprotein receptor-like. Gene Ontology annotation, molecular function: protein binding. The coding region runs from base 362 to 1159 and encodes 265 amino acids. The transcript is spliced from 8 exons. The record is from RefSeq and is a predicted model, not a curated record. Lineage: Eukaryota; Metazoa; Mollusca; Gastropoda; Architaenioglossa; Ampullariidae.